Messenger RNA from Cokeromyces recurvatus, 1662 nucleotides. RefSeq lists its product as uncharacterized. Bases 148 to 1251 code for a protein of 367 amino acids. The transcript is spliced from 4 exons. Gene Ontology annotation, biological process: monoatomic cation transport; transmembrane transport. Gene Ontology annotation, cellular component: membrane. Gene Ontology annotation, molecular function: monoatomic cation transmembrane transporter activity. NCBI's taxonomy places the organism in Eukaryota, Fungi, Mucoromycota, Mucoromycetes, Mucorales, Mucoraceae. The record is from RefSeq and is a predicted model, not a curated record.
AAAAAAAAAAAAAAAAAAGAAAGAAAUAUUCUCCUUUUUUUUUUUCUAAUAUCUAUAUAUCUACAUAUCUAUAUAUUUAUAUAUCUAUAUAUCUAUAUACCUAUAUAUAUAAAACAUAUAUAUUUAUAUAUCUACUCCUAUACUAUCAUGGACACUAAUCAACAGCAUGAAGAGGAUUUGGAAAGACCAUCUUUAAAGAGAAGGCUUUCAACUUCCACUUUAGCAAACAGUAUAAAAUCACCACCUGCUCAUUUUUAUGCGCUUCGAAUCCCAGAUGAACAAAUUAAUCAAAUUAAGAAUAAAGCUAUUCGCGAGUUUUAUAAGAAUCAAAAUGAAAUUAUUGAUCGAUUCGAAGCUGUUGAUAGAGUGAUUGAAGAAAUCCAGAAACCUAGUUGUUAUGGAUCGAUGUCUACUGAUAGUAGUUUGACAGAGACUAAUUUAGAACAGAACAAAAAUAUGAUAGAUGAGGAAAUGAAUGUGGGUGUCCCAUUAUUGACAAAACUAUCAACAACGAAUUCAAAAGUAACUACCUCUCCUACUUGGAUCAUUCAUUUAGCUAUCAAUCUCUCCUUGGUUGCUAAUAUUGCAUUAUUUUUAACAAAAGUAUUACUGGCUAUUGUUUCAGGAUCAAUGGCCAUUUUGGCUUCUGCAUUUGAAAGUUUCCUGGAUAUCUUAAGUAACGCAAUUAUCUUUAUUACAAUGCGUUUAAUUAGACAAAAAAAUAUAUAUGCUUAUCCUGUAGGAAAGUCAAGAAUGGAACCACUAGGAAUCAUUGUAUUUGCAGUGGUUAUUACAACUUCCUUCUCACAAGUAUUGGUUUCAUCCCUUGAACGUUUAACAGAAGAAAGUACAAAUAUACCUCCUAUUGAUUUAAGCCCUGUAGCGCUGGCGUUAUUAGGUGCUAAUAUUCUUAUUAAAGGUCUUUUAUGGAUUUGGUGUUUAACAAUUAAAGGAAGCUCUAGUGUUCAAGCCUUAGCUCAAGAUCAUGAAAAUGAUGUUGUAUUUAAUAUUGCAAGCACCAUAUUUCCUGUUCUUGCUGUUUGGAUUAAAUUGCCUUGGCUAGAUGCAGUCGGGGCUAUUUUACUAUCAGUUUAUAUCAUCUAUGAAUGGAUGAUUGUAUUAUUUGAAAAUAUUCGUAGAUUGACAGGUCAAGCUGCAUGUGCUGAUGAUAUCAAACAAUUAACAUAUAUGGCAUAUAGAUUUUCUAGUAAAAUUAUUUCUAUAGAAACUGUAAGUAAUUAUUCUACAUAAGAAUAAUAAAAAUAAUGUACUUACGUUAUAAUUUUAGGUAAGAGCCUAUUAUGUCGGUGAUCGCUUAUUAGUAGAAGUCGAUAUCAUAUUACCACCAGAAUGUAAAUUACAAGAUGCCCAUGACGUAGGAGAAGCUUUACAAAAUGCAUUUGAAAUGUUAGAUAACGUUGAAAGAGCCUUUGUUCAUUUAGAUUAUACUCCAGAGCAUCAAAUCGAACAUAGACGUGCUGUUGACACUAAUGGUUUUGGUCAAUAGUAUUCUCCUAUGUGCGCACGUAUAUAUAUAUAUAUAUAACAUACUACUGCCACUAUCACCUCUAGUUCUAUUUUUAUAUAUAUUUAUUUAUAAAUUUUUUCUUUUAAAUCAUUAAUAUCAUCAUUCAUUGAAAGAUACAUGCAUAUUACCAAAUA